Harpegnathos saltator (Jerdon's jumping ant) is the source of this 2603-nucleotide messenger RNA. RefSeq names its product probable tRNA (uracil-O(2)-)-methyltransferase. The record is from RefSeq and is a predicted model, not a curated record. Gene Ontology annotation, molecular function: tRNA (uridine) methyltransferase activity. The transcript has 4 exons. Gene Ontology annotation, biological process: tRNA methylation. Lineage: Eukaryota; Metazoa; Arthropoda; Insecta; Hymenoptera; Formicidae. The coding region runs from base 343 to 2214 and encodes 623 amino acids.
UCGUGUAUUCGUCAGUACGACAGUAAAUUCGCCUAAACAGCUGUACAAAUAUUUAUUACGCGAAUGCGAAAAGCUGCCAAAACAUACACAGCAAUUUUACAAAAAUUCCGUGAAACAAUUAUUAGAAACAUAUUUUCAGAGCUUCAAACAACAUGCUUUAGAGACUGAUGAAGAACGCGUGCAACAGAUUAUGGAACGUGCACUAUUAGAUGCCAAGUGGGUGAUACAAAAGUAUAGUCAACCAGGUACCACUCCAACACCCAAAUAAAUUUAUGAUACUCAGAUAAAUUGGUAUAUAUAUAUAAGAUACAAGAUAUUAGUAUUAGUAUUAGAUAGAAAAAAAUGGACUUUGAACAAAUUGCUAAUGAGAGCACUAAUGGCAGUGCCUCCCAGUUUUGGAAAGCUAUUUCAAUUUGGAUGAGAAAUCCUCAUGCUAUAAACCGCAGAAUCUUAAUAUCUCGAGAAUUAUUAGCAAUUGAAAUAAAUUGCAGUGUUUUGGAUAUUUUUGAACACAUUGCCAAGUUACAGAUACAACCUGAUGAUUUUGAGAAUGAUUCACCUACAGAAAGCCAAAAAUACCUAUUAGAAACGUUGAAUAUUGCAGAAUAUUGCCAAUCAUUGGAACAUUUGGAUCCGAUUGAGAAAUUAAAUGAUGAUAAAGUUUAUUUGUACGUGAAAAAAUUAUUACCACGCAAUAUGCAAUUGUUUUCACCGAUGUUGGAGCUUACGUUCGUCGACAAGAGAUCUACCAGCGUUUUUAGUCUUCAUAAAAAUAUCAUUCAAGACAAACAGUCUCUAGGUCCAAAUACAGCCUACAGUAUACAAUACCACGAGUGCGGCACUACAAGUAUAAGUAUGCAAAAAACGGAAGAUCGAGAUUACAGUAAAAGCUGCGAUUGGUUCAGAUCCAAGUUCUUACCUCGUUUCAUUAAAUGGAUGAUGAGUGAGAACAAUAACGUUGGCCCGAAGAUCAGUUCUCUCAGCCUAAUUUCCGCCGAGAAAUACACCAUGCUGUACAAUCGAUUGAAGGAGAAGUACGGUACCGAAAUGGUGAAAGUGUGGCCUGAGAACACAGACCCGAUCAAGUUCGUUUACGAGGAUGUCGCGAUUGCAACGUACCUGUUACUGUUGUGGGAAAAGGAGAGAUCAGAGAAGGGCACGCAAAAGUUGCAAACAUUCAUAGAUUUCGGUUGCGGGAACGGCCUCCUUGUUUACAUCUUGUCGAGCGAAGGUCACAUGGGAAUGGGAAUCGAUUUGCGCAAGAGAAAGAUCUGGGAUCUGUUUCCAAAAAGCACUCAUUUGCAAGUCAGCACGAUCGUCCCGUCCUCUGACACGGUCUUUCCUGACGUGGAUUGGAUCAUAGGCAAUCACUCGGACGAACUCACCCCGUGGAUCCCCGUGAUCGCCGCACGCAGUUCCUACGAGUGCCGGUUCUUCCUGCUGCCCUGUUGCGCCUACGAGUUCGACGGGAAAUACCGGAGAUGCAAUGCCGCCGAGAGUCAAUAUUCAGAGUACAUGUCCUAUGUGAGAAGCGUGUGCGAAGCUUGCGGCUUCGUCACGCAAGUGGACAGACUGCGGAUUCCGUCGACGAAGCGAACGUGUUUCAUCGGCUGGCAAAGGAACUACGCGAGAGAGAAUAGCGAGGCACUGGACGCUACCAUCAAGAUGAUCAUAAACGCACGACCAGCAAGAGCGACGCCUCAAGGCGAUACCACGAGCGUAGCGACAGAAGAUAGCGGCCUGUGGUCUGCGAGCUUCAAGCCGCGCAGUCCGACGGAACGAACGCGAAAUUGCACGCAGCUGGACAAAGACCUGGUCUUGCGCAUCGUCAACGAGGUCGCGGCACAUCUGCUACGCACGGAGCGCAGGAUACCGCUGGAGCGGAGGCCUGACAAAACGUGGAACGCUGGCCGGCAGAUCGACAUCAGUGAAGUGGCGAAGCUGAUAGCACCCGAGAUGCUGCAGCAACUACGACACGAGUGCGGAGGCCUGCAGACUUUGCUGAAGAAUCAUAGUCACAUCUUUCGCGUGGCACAGGGGAAGGUGCAGUUCAGGAUCCCAGGCAAUAUACAAAAAGUUGUCGUCGACAGCAAGGCGAGGAAGAGCAGGAGAAGCGGCGGCGCAUCUGCGAGGAAGGUGAAGCCCUGUUGGUUCUACAAGAAUCAUCCUGAUGGUUGUCCGGCUCUCGAAGUCGACUGCGACUUUCAGCACUGAGUUCCUUUUUAUAUAUAUAUAUCUCGCAGAAGAUUGUAAAUCCAGAUUUGUGUGUACGGUCAGAUACGACGGUGUAUAUAACAACGCGUUUUUAUUUUAAAUAAUUGCGACUGUCAUUUGCGUGUGUCAGCAUUUAAAGUAGAAAGAACGCGCGCAAUCGAGGCGCCAGUUCGAAACGCACAAUCAGCGAACUGUAUCGACUCGUAGGUCGGCAAAUAUAAAAUGUCAUAACAAUAGUCAAUUAUAAACAGUGUUAAAUUACGCCUCGAGAGUACGCAGGAAUUGUUCUAACAGCGUCACACUGAUAUACGCAUGUCGUAUACAUCUUAACGCGCUUGAAAUCUCUUCUUGUUUACAGCGCUUCUAUAUUACAAGCUACUACUAUAUUA